Laetiporus sulphureus 93-53 is the source of this 303-nucleotide messenger RNA. RefSeq lists its product as uncharacterized. The transcript has a single exon. The annotation marks the transcript as partial. The record is from RefSeq and is a predicted model, not a curated record. NCBI's taxonomy places the organism in Eukaryota, Fungi, Basidiomycota, Agaricomycetes, Polyporales, Laetiporaceae.
AGCAACCUCCUUUCAGUUAUACUGAAACGUUGGCGCAAGCCUCCACACUCACAAAAUUCACACAAGUCACUGCCAGAGAGUGCAAAAGACCUGAUUGAUAGAUUCACACUGGAGGCUGUACAAGAGAUCUCCACUGCUGAACUAUUAUGCCUGGAUCCACUGCUUUGGUCUACGAGCGACUCACUCAGUAAACGGAACCUGUCAUCGGUCAGAAUGGAUCAACUUGAGGCAGAAAUGUGGGAUCGUGCUCCUGUGACAUGGAUGUACCUCGCUAGUCUCGCAACAAGUUCCAAGCAGCAAAAA